Myzus persicae (green peach aphid) is the source of this 912-nucleotide messenger RNA. RefSeq lists its product as uncharacterized. Bases 19 to 912 code for a protein of 297 amino acids. The transcript has 3 exons. The record is from RefSeq and is a predicted model, not a curated record. NCBI's taxonomy places the organism in Eukaryota, Metazoa, Arthropoda, Insecta, Hemiptera, Aphididae.
AGGAAAUAUAUCAUACUUAUGAUGUUACCUAUUGCGCAGGAAAAUACAAUUGAUAAUUGUCGAUGCUACGGAAACCCAGCCAAAAAGGUUGCUGAACAAAAAGCUGCGCGUCCUCCACCUUGUUGUCCGUGUCCAUGUCCCGCUGAAAAAUGCAAAGUUACUUUACAAACUGUACAAAAGUUGGUCGAAGCAGAAAACAAAGAUAUUGAACUGUCUGAAGUUUUAGGCGGCAUCACGAUACUGGAUGAACGAACACCGAAAAAGAAAAUAAUCGACAUGUACGACGCCACGUCUAAAGAAAACCGUGAGGAGACCGAAAACAGCGUAGAUCCGCAGUAUUUAGCGUAUAUAAUGAGAUCAAUCGAGAACGGACUAAGCAUGAAGACUGAUCCGAUCCAAGUUUACGAACACCUGUUUUCCAAAGGUAACCCCGACGCUCCUCUAGUAGCACUUGGUCCUACAGCAGCCAUAUCAACUGAAGAUAUGGUCGUACCUCUUUCACCUCCAACCCUCAUCAACGUGAAAGAUCCGGAAAUGGAAAAAGGCGCACGUCUGGACACUAUUAUUCCCAGAAUCAACGUGGCCGUGGCAGAAGCGGCAGCAAUAGAUAAUGUCGACGAUUUGCAGGUAUUGCUAGGAGGGAGUUUUCCCGACAAACAGUCGUCCUCAACCGAUGACCAAGAGGCGCCCCGCAACAUGUUGUUAGAAACUAAAGAUCCCCAUCAAUCGGCGGCUGUGCUUAGGGGGUCUACGCCCCCUACUUGGUUCCCGGGCUACAACGUGGCUCUGCCGAACACUGCGCACCCGGCUUUGGAAACCGAUCCAGAGGCUGUUCUGGAUGAAGCUUGGUUUCACAGCCAGCCCCUGUCAUUAAAAUUAGAAGAGAAAGGCGCCAAGCUCAUUGGGUCUUAG